UCUGGAUCCGCCCCUGAGCCAGGCUGACAGUAAGCAGUUAUCAUACUAGUGGGAAUCUAGGAGUCUACGCUCAUGGAAUUCCGUCACCAAAUUAACCAGAAAACACACAGCACUAGUAGCUUAUUGAGAUACGCCAAAAAUCCACGCCUGCAACCAAACGCUGGUCUAAUAGAAGAAUAGAUGGUAUGUGGCGCCACCCAGUGUUCAGACAGUUACUGCACAUGUCUGAUAAACUGCUACAGGUAGCUUCGCCUUUAUUAUUAUAUGUUAUAAUGAAAGCAUGAGUGCUGGAACAUUUACACUACAAGCGGUGGUCUCAGCUCUGCACAACAUUUACAUUCAGUAUAUAUGUAUUCUCUGCAACAACUCACUAUAAAAGUAGAUUCUGGUAACUAUUGCACGGGUGUGGUUCGUUGGUCGACAAACAUUGGGCGGAUCACGUUUGGUCGACGUGUUUUAGGUUGACAUGACCACUAGGUCGACACUCUUCGAAAAGUGACGUCACAGGUUACCGUUCCUAAUUGUAGUCCACGUGGAUCGUUAAGUAUGAAAAAGGUAAAAAAAUGGAGAGAAAAAAUUGCGAAAAACUCAUGUCGACUUAAUUAACAGGUCAGUUGCAAUGUAGCAAGUCUCUGGCAGUAAAUAAUAUAGUCCCAUAUUGGGUAGUAAAGGACAGUUCAUUAUAUUGGCACUCUGCCUCAAAGGGAUAAAGUCCAGCUUUUAAAAGUAUUAUUGGCUCUUUGGUAUAAUUUAUAGGAUCCAAUUAGCGAUGGUCCAAGGCAUAAGAGGUUUACAACGCAAGAAGUUGGUAUCCUGGUCCUGCAGCUGGUAUACUGGAAGUCCCAAUGAUGCAUGCUGUCCAAAUAUGGAGUAUCUCCUUCCAAUACUGACCACUGACCCUGCACAGGUCACUGACGCGUUUCGCUGCUGGUUUGCAAAUUGAUCAAAAGGGAACAACAUUUGACACGGACAAACAAAUGAUCUAGGUGUGGUAGUCACAUACAUUCUGCAUCAAAUAGAGUCACAGAACAUUAGGGGUAUAUCCAUACACAUGGGGAGUGGCCAUUUUGUCUAUAUACAGUGCGGGAAUAUUCUCCUUUUUAAUAGACCUGGAGUGUGGCAGAUUAUUUGAGCUAAUCCUAAUAUUGAUACAUUAUUUCUAUCUUUGUAUUAUGUAUAGUACUGCAGAUGUAUAGGAUGCUCUCUAUGCCGGUAAUCUCUCAAUACCGGCAUUGAGGUACAGGGGGCGGGGCCACGAUGACACGAUCAUGUGUCCAUGCCCCGACUCCACCCCUAUGCAGCAUCAUUGACCCCAGUCACGCCCCCUGACGGUGCACCAUGCCCCUCCCUGUGCUGACCUGACUGCCCUUUCCCGCAUGGGGCAGCCAAAAUAUCGGCAAACAUGAGAUAAAGUGGAGAAGUUGCUCAACGCUACCAAUCAGCUUUUAACUGUCAUUUAUCUGCACAGUCUUUGAAAUGACAGGAGCUGAUUGGUGCUUUGGGCAUUUUCUCCACUUUAUCUCUCUGUAGGGCUUGGUACAUCUCCCAAUGUAUGGGCUCUGUAAACAGCAUUGCGUCUCCCCUAGGAACUAUUGUUGUCUCUAAUUUCCUAAUGCAGUAUAUACUAGUAUUUAUCACCGUGCCAUUACAAAUCAUGGUGUAGAAAUAUACAGUACCUGCAAUUCAUUGUGAUAGCAAACCGUGUGGCCCUUCCUGUAUGUCAGAGGACUGGCGCAAUUCUGCCGAUUUAGUCAGCAGAUUUAAAGUGGCAACAAUUUAAAAGGCAACACCAGGUUCCAAGCACUUGAGCUUUGUACCUGUUGUCACCAGGGUUCCGGGGGUUUCCCUGCAAUCCAUGAGUUUGGGGAUAAGUAGAGUUUGUUUGGUUCCUACCAUCGUAACUUUGACUAGGCCACAGAACAAUGGCACCUGUGCAGAAGAGCUGACUCUCUGCAUCCGUAAGGACAGCAGCAGUACUGUAACAGAAGCCCCCGUGUGAGCCUGUUGUGCAAAGUGCUAAAUGUGGUUUCACAAGUCAGUCUUUCCUCUUCAGCUCCGGGCAGUGCUUGUGCUGACCACGGACCUGUGCCUCAUAGUACACUUCCUCUUCAGACGAGGACGAGCCCUCGACACUCUGAGCUGGUUUCCACAUGAAAUGUCUGCUUAAAAAACAAAGAUCUAUAAAGGGGAUUCUGCCCAGGCCUGCAAAUGAGCGACUAGAUGCAGGAGGCAUAACUGAGGGCAGGGCGGCAUCACUGCCAACGCUAGAUAUAAACCUUACGGUCGGCAUACGAGUUACUCCACACGGCGAAAAAUGAUUUGGGGUUUUCCAAUCUCCAUAAUGGUCCUGGGUCUCUCUAUAAUAGUUCUUGAGAUAUUGGACAUAAUCGUCGGGUCCUUUACUAUCAGAGGAGGUGACAGGACUGGUGGUUAUGUCAUAAUACAUCAGGGCCUUAUCAAUGCCUUUGGAGGCGCUGCCCUAGGACAAGAAGGAUGUGAGAAUUGUUUACAACUGAACUCUGGGGCCCUCAUUGGAAUCGUCAUCUGUGACAUCAUUUUUACCAUGCUGAUCGCCGCUAUGGCGUACUGUGUAUCAAGCAAAAUACAGGCAAAGAAAUACCAGGAAAAACUAGAUAAACAGAAGAACAAUGCACCUGGAAAUGAACCUACAUAUGAGCAACUACACGGACAAAGGAAUGAUAUUUAUAAUCAACUGAACACAUUGCAACUUUCCUAAUUCCGCUCCAGUGAAACUUAAACCACUCAGUGGCAUUAUUUUAGAGCACAUGCACGUCAUUCUCCCCUGUGUAUAUACUUUACUUUCUGCAGCCAGGAUCGUGCCGGAUGGAUGAGCUGAGCGAAGUGCCCUGCUCGAUGGAUGAGGCCUAUCCAUUAAACAAGGAGGCAAAGCAUGGUCAAAGGAGGCGGAAAGACACUUAUAGCAUGCAGUGGGGUAUUAAGUGGGGAUGGGGCCCGUGUCCAGUCUCCGUCCAGGCAUCCCUCCUCCCUAUCCGGCAGCGCUAUAGUGAGCACUAGUAGAAUCCGGUGCUAUGCUACAGUCUGCUGCCCAUUCAUGCCAGCCAUUUUCCCGGCCAUUUUCCUAUUGCGCAUUCGCGAUAUCCCUAUUGCACUGCACACCCUGCACCUGUACACCACUGAUAGCAUGCCACCUGCAUUGUAUUCUAAAUAAUUGAUUGGCUUCCAAACUUUGACAAACCCACUGACCUUAGGGACAUUGGCCCUCAUUCCGAGUUGUUCGCUCGCUAGCAGUUUUUAGCAGCCGUGCAAACGCUAUGCCGCCGCCCACUGGGAGUGUAUUUUAGCUUAGCAGAAGUGCAAACGAAAGGAUCGCAGAGCGGCUACAAAAUUUUUUUGUGCAGUUUCAGAGUAGCUCCAGACCUAAUCAGCGCUUGCGAUCACUUCAGACCAUUCAGUUCCUGUUUUGACGUCACGAACACGCCCUGUGUUCGCCCAGCCACGCCUGCGUUUUUUCUGGCAAGUCUACGUUUUUCCGAUCACUCCCUAAAAGCGGUCAGUUGACACCCAGAAACGCCCUCUUCCUGUCAAUCACUCUGGGGCCAGCAGUGCGACUGAAAAGCUACGCUAGACCUUGUGUGAAACUAUUCUCUUUGCCUGCCUACAAUAAAUACUUGCUGGAGGAAAAGGUCAGAAGCUCCACCGGUGUUGCAACCAUGUUGCAUAAUAAAUCAGGGGGCAGAUGUGGCACUUAUUUAUUUUUUCUUAUAAAUAAAAAUUACUGGACAAGAUUUGCUCCCUCA
This is a messenger RNA of Pseudophryne corroboree (corroboree frog), 3779 nucleotides long. RefSeq names its product transmembrane immune signaling adaptor TYROBP (gene TYROBP). Gene Ontology annotation, molecular function: signaling receptor binding. The transcript has 6 exons. The coding region runs from base 2315 to 2737 and encodes 140 amino acids. Gene Ontology annotation, cellular component: cell surface. Lineage: Eukaryota; Metazoa; Chordata; Amphibia; Anura; Myobatrachidae. Gene Ontology annotation, biological process: positive regulation of macrophage fusion; negative regulation of B cell proliferation; neutrophil activation involved in immune response. The record is from RefSeq and is a predicted model, not a curated record.